Molecule: messenger RNA, 1194 nt
Organism: Lichtheimia ornata
Lineage: Eukaryota; Fungi; Mucoromycota; Mucoromycetes; Mucorales; Lichtheimiaceae
Exons: 6
Coding region: 1-1194 (397 amino acids)
Molecular function (GO): hydrolase activity, hydrolyzing O-glycosyl compounds
Source: RefSeq, a predicted model, not a curated record
AUGUUGGCAAAGACCAUUCUUUCCAUCCUCGCAUCCACUCUUUUGGUUUCAACCUCCUUGGCUCAAGAGGCCUUUGUAUCCACCGAUGGUGCUACCUUUACCUUGGGUGGCUCAAAAUUCUAUUUUGAAGGCACCAAUGCAUAUUACUUAAUGAACAGCGCCCAAUCCGAUGUCCAAGAGUUGUUCAAGCAAGCUAGCAGUGCUAAGCUUCCAGUGGUGCGCACUUGGCUUUUCAACUCGGGUUCAGAUGACGUCUGGUUCCAAAAAUGGGACAAGAGCUCCAACAAAAUGAUCAUCAACGACGAUGAUGACACUGGCUUGGGUCGUAUGGAUUAUGUGUUGCAACAAGCAGCAAAAAACAACGUCAAGGUUAUCUUUGCAUUCACCAACAACUGGGUAGAUUAUGGUGGCAUGGAUUACUAUACCCAGAACAUGGGUGGCAAAUAUCAUGAUGAUUUCUACACCAACCAAGAUAUCAUUGAUGCUUACAAGGCUUACAUUGAACAUGUACUCAAUCGAAAGAACUCGCUUACUGGUAAAGCUUACAAGGACGAUCCUACUAUUUUUGGCUGGGAAUUGGCAAAUGAGCCUCGUUGUGAAGGAGGAGGCAGCUUGCAAAAGUCAUCAAAGUGUAAUACGGACACCAUCACCCAAUGGGCGGAUGAUAUUAGCACGUACAUCAAGUCCAUUGACAAAAACCAUCUCGUGGCUGUUGGCGAUGAAGGUUUCUUCAAUGAUGCCUCCUCGAGCGAUUGGGCGUACAAUGGUGGUAGUGGAAUUGACUUUGAUGCUCUCAUCGCUCUCAAGAACAUUGACUUUGGCACUUUUCAUCUUUAUCCCGACAGCUGGAAUGAAAACCCUGAUUCAUGGGCAACCAAGUGGAUCAAGGACCACAUUAGCUCCCAAAAUGAUGCUGGCAAGCCUGUGAUUAUGGAAGAAUAUGGCGUGAGCGCUGAUUUACGUGCAAGUGUGUAUCCUUCUUGGCAAAAAACCGUUGAGGAUGGUGACUUGGCUGCGGAUGCUUUUUGGCAACUCGCUGUACCUUGCAAUCCUGACCUUGAUGAAUUUGCCUUGUGUUCAAGCGAUGAUGAUUUUGGCACUAUCAUUGGUGAGCACGCGUCUGCCAUGGCAUCUAAGGUGAGUAUUAAUGCGAGUGUGGAUCUAUGUACAAGACGUAUGGCCAUUAACUUUUAG